Oncorhynchus nerka (sockeye salmon) is the source of this 5813-nucleotide messenger RNA. Its product is annotated as nectin-3-like. NCBI's taxonomy places the organism in Eukaryota, Metazoa, Chordata, Actinopteri, Salmoniformes, Salmonidae. The transcript is spliced from 9 exons. Gene Ontology annotation, cellular component: adherens junction. Gene Ontology annotation, biological process: heterophilic cell-cell adhesion; homophilic cell-cell adhesion. The record is from RefSeq and is a predicted model, not a curated record. The coding region runs from base 295 to 1515 and encodes 406 amino acids.
UUUAUGUAGCUGUCAGCAGUUGUGUCAAAAAGACACGGUUUUGGGGAUACUGCGAAAAAUGAUUCUCUCCUCCAUGUGCACAACUGCAUGCGACCAUUUGCAAAAGGUACCUGCAUCAGUAUAGUUGCCUAUCUGCACAAAAUGUGAUGCAGCAGUGAUGCAAUGACGCAGUCGAUUCGAAGCGAAUAAGCGUUUUCCUACCAGAGCGUUUUCCGGCAGCACAAACGGCGACGGCUGCUUCAGUAGAAUAACUUACAUUCAACAAAGUGACCCUAGCAAUGAGAAGAGCAAAGGAUGUUACGGGAGCUGUGCUGUGUGAUUCUACUCAUCGUCCAGAGGGAUACAGAAAGUACACGUGUGAUUGGAGGAUGGAGGACUGUGGUACUGGGGCAGGAUGUGGACUUAUUCUGUAGACUGAUAGAGACAGACGGGGAGCUUGAACAGAUUACAUGGCAGAAAAGUACUUUGGAAGAAACACAGAACCAUAAUUUUAUGGUGAUUAAUCCCAACGGGGUUACUAAAUUUAUUUCACCGAAUGGAUUGACAGGUAGAGUCCAGUUUAUUGGGAACCCAUCAGAAAACCUUGGAUCUAUUAGAAUAACUGCUGUCAGACUGCUUGAUGAAGGCACCUUCACAUGUAUCUUCAGUGUUUUCCCCAGUGGAGCAUACAAUACAGAGAUACGUCUGACUGUGCUAGUUCCUCCAGUAGUGAGUGUGACAGUUGAUGUUGCUCCUGUCAUUGGGGAGAAUGAGGUUGUCUUGUCAACCUGCGUGGCUGCUGGUGCCAAGCCACAGGCAGAAGUGACAUGGAAGACAGGUGAAUUCGGCAGUUUGUUGAGGACGGUGACCAACUCCACCCAGCACACCAAUGGCACCACCACAGUACUCAGCCACCUGCUCGGGGUACCAACCAAGGCAGCCAAUCAGCAGCAGGUCCAGUGUGUGGUCAACCAGUCUGCCCUGGUAACAGAGAAGACCUACAACUACAGCAUAAACAUCCACUAUCCACCUCAGUCAGUGAACAUUACCCUUAGUGAGGCCUCUAAAGCCACAGUCUUCCUUUGUGUAGCAGACAGCAACCCACACCCCAACUACACCUGGAGCAGAGUGGUCCAGCCAUGGCCUGGGUCUUCAGUGAGAGCCGAGGGAGACAAACUGCACCUCCUCAGUCUCAGCUCUGAGCUGAAUGGUCUCUAUGUCUGUCAGGCCUCCAACCCCUACGGACGAGCCACUGGCUCCCUCUAUGUACACACAUCCUCUGAGUCCUCUGCUGCCUGUUGGGUUCUACUCGUUGUCAUUCUCUGUCUGAUUGUUGCUGCGGCUGCACUCAUAUGGUACCGGUGCAAAUACAGACAAUUUACUUGGAGUUCAUUCGUGGCCAAGGCACCAGAACAGACUGUAUCGGUAUCUUCCAAGACGAGGAGACAUGACAAGGUUGAGGAAGGUGAAGAUGACUCAUUGACUGCAACUGUCCAAACCAGGACGGAGCCUGAGGAAGAGGAAGAAGUAUCAUGAUGUAUGGAACAAUAUACCUUAUUUGUUUUUUGGAAACAUUUUAUUUUUAAUUUGUAUUAUUCCAAAUGUUUUUCAUGUUUGAUAGAUUGUCUGUUCAUUAAGUAUAUUUAUUGUGUUAGCUCGAAGAAAUCGCGGACAGGUUUUAAGUGAAUGCCAGAAAAAUCUCAUUCUCCAAUGUUCUAACCAUCUGCAAAGAAUAGGCACAUUAUCCCGAGUGGCGCAGUGGUCUAAGGCACUAGAGAUCCUGGUUCGAGUACAGGCUCUGUCGCGACCGUGAGACCCAUGGGGUGGCGCACAAUUGGUCGGGUUAGGGGAGGGUUUGGCUGGCAGGGAUGUCCUUCUCCCAUCGCGCUAGAUUGACUCCUGUGGCGGGCUGGGAGCAUGCACGCUGACACGGUCGCCAGGUGUACAGUGUUUCCUCUGACACAUUGGUGUGGCUGCCUUCCGGGUAAAGCAGGCAUUGUGUCAAGAAGCAGUGUGGCUUGGUUUUGUCGUGUUUCAGAGGAUGCAUGGCUCUUGGCCUUUGCCUCUCCUGAGUCCGUACGGGAGUUGCAGCGAUGAGAUAAGACUGUAACUACCAAUUGGAUACCACGGAAUUGUGGAGAAAAAGGGGUCAAAAGUUUUUUUUAAUUAUACAAAAAUAAAGCACAUUCUCACAAUAAGCACAAUAAGCACAUUCUCCAACCAUUUAAUGAACAAUAUCUUCUAGAACAUUGGAAACCUCGACUCCAUCACCUCUUCACCCAGUGCUGGUCCUCGUUUCAGAUUUUUGUUCCCCUCUCGUGGACUCCGCCUUGCCGUGGUUGAGGGGCUUUGCUGCUUCAGCAGAAACAACAACUCUCCUGUACAGUAUGUAUGUACAGUGCUUUCAGAAAGUAUUCAUACCCCUUGACUUAUUCCAUAUUUGAUGUGUUGCAGCCUGAAUUUCAAAUGGAUAAAAAAUAUUUUUCCACACUCAUCUACACAUAAUAACCCAUAAUGACAAAGUGAAAACAUGUUUUUUGAAAUGUUUGUACAUUUAUUGAAAAUGAAAUACCUAAAUAUCUAAUUUACAUAAGUAAUCACACACAAGUCAAUACAUGCUAGAAUCACCUUUAGCAGUAAGUCUUUCUGGGUAAGUCUCUAAAAGCUUUGCACACCUGGAUUGUACAAUAUUUGGACAUUAUUACAAUUUUUUUUAGCUCUGUCAAGUUGGUUGUUGAUCAUUGCUAGACAGCCAUUUUCAAUUCUUACCAUAGAUUUUCAAGCCAAUUUAAGUAAAAAGUAAGCCACUCCCGAACAUGUAGUGUCGUCUUGGUACGUAACUCCAAUGUAUAUUUGGUCUUGUGUUUUAGGUUAUUGUUCUGCUGUAAUGGGAAUUUGUCUCCCAGUAUCUGGAAAUCAGACUGAACCAGGUUUUUCUCUAGGACACUGCCUGUGCAUAGCUCUAUUCCAUGUAUUUUUAUUUUUAAAAAACUCCUUGCCGAUGACAAGCAUACCCAUAACAUGAUGAAGCCACCACCAUGCUUGAAAAUACAGUAUGAAGAGUGGUUCUCAGCGAUGUUUUGUGUUGGAUUUGCCCAUGACAUAAUACUUUGUAUUCAGGACAUAAAGUUAAUUUCUUUUCACUUUAGGAUGCACAUGAUGCAUGUUUUGGAAUAUUUUUUUCUGUAGAAAGUUUCCUCCUUUUCACUCUGUCAUUUAGGUUAGAAUUGUGGAGUAACUGCAAUGUUGUUAAUCCAUCCUCAGUUUUCUCCUAUCACACCAGUAAACUCUGUAACUGUUUCAAAAACACAAUUGGUCUAAUGAUGAAAUCCCUGAGCGGUUUCCUUCCUCGACUACGGCAACUGAGUUAGGAAGGACGCCUGUAUCUUUGUAGUGACUGUGUAUUGAUACACCAUCCAAAGUGUAAUGAAUAACUUCACCAUGCUCAAAUGGAUAUUCAAUGUGUCUGCUUUUUUUUACCAGUCCACCAAUAGGUGCCCUUCUUUGCAAGGCAUUGGAAAACCUCCAUGUUCUUUGUGGUUCAAUCUGUGUUUGAAAUGCACUGCUAGACUGAGGGACCUUAUCUCUGUACUCCACACAUACAGUUACUAUGAGGUAGUCAUUUGAUUUUAUUUUAUUAGGAUCUCUUUUAGUCCCCAUUUGGACUAAUCUUCCAAGAGUCCUUAACAUUAAAAUACAAUUUAUAAUACAAACACACUUUCACACUUUCACAUAUAACACACUAUUACAAACAUACAUAAUACACUAGCAUAAUGACCCAAUAAAUACUCAUUCAAAAAAAAUAUUGAUUCUUCAUCUACUAUAGUCCCACAGCAUUUCUAUAUACUAUAUUUAAAUGGUUUUUAAAUAAUGUUUAAACUUAUAUACUGAAAGGUUUCUAGUUUGCUCAGUUAAUUUAUUCCAUUUCUUUAUUGCUCUAAAUCGAAAUGUUCUUUUGCCCAUUUCUUUUUUCUGUCUGGAUAACGCAUAGAUGGUGGACAAUCUAUUCCUAGUAUUUACGGAAUGCCUGUCUCUUACCAACUGAAUACCAUUGUGAAUAGAACUUGGCUGUUUUAAAUGAUGUAUAUUAUAAGAUAAGCAUGUUUUUUUUAAAUUAUCUUGUCGAUUGAUGACCAACCAAGAACACUGUGCAUGACUGCAACAGAAGAACCAUAUCUCCGCCUUAAAACAAUCCUUGCUGCUUUAUUCUGUGCAUUCUGCAGCCUCCUAACUUCACUAGAUGAUGCAUUUCCCCAGACCACCGAACAAUAGUUCACUUGACUCUCAACCAAUGCCUGUGUUAUUUGCUGAAGGAUUUCCCUGGUAAAUAUUUAGCUAUCCUUCUGAUUAUGCAUGCUGUUUUAAUAUAUUUUUUUACAUAGAUUAGUUAUUUGAGACGACCAUGAUAAGCAGUUGUCUAGCUGCACCCCCAGUAGUUUGGUUUCUGCCACUUCUUCCAUUUGUACUCCUCCCAUACUUAAUUGUAUCCCAUGCUGUUUUGGCCUUUUCCUAGUUGAACAGACCAACAUAACUUUGGUUUUCUUGGUGUUUAAAGCAAGUUUGUUUUGGCAAACUCAUUUCCUCCUAAUCUCCAAAUCUCCUUGCAAAGCUUGCUGUACCUGUUUAACCGAUUGUCUUGCUGCAUAAAUUGUAGUAUCAUCUGCAAAUAUAGUAGCUUGAGUUUCAACCAAGGCAUAGGGAAGGUCGUUGGUGUAUAUUAAGUAGAGUGGCCCAAGGCAGCUGCCCUGCGGUAUUCCACAGUUUAACACAUUAGGGGAAGAAAAUGAACCAUUGAUAUAGGUGGACUGUUUCCUGUCAGUUAGAUAUGACUGUACCCAAUUCAAUGCUACCUCCUUAAAACCAUAAUGCAUUCAUUUUGUCAAAAUAAUUUCAUGAUCCACUAAAUCAAAUGCUGCACUGAAAUCUAAAAAUAUCAUCAAUCAAACCCUAACCCUAUUUUUUUUAAUCAUAUAUCCACUUUGACAUUAUGGGAUAUUAUGUGUAUUCUAGUGACACAACAUCUAAAUGUAAUACAUAUUACAUUCAGACUGUAACACAACUAAAUGUAGAACAUGUCAAGGGGUGUGAAUACUUUCUGAAUGAACUGUACUGUAAGUGUUGAAGCCAACUAAAGGGAGCCCUGGUAUAAGCUAAAUGGCAUAUGUAUAAAAUGGAGAACCUUGUCAGUUACAGCUAAUAUAAACACAGCUUUGGCUAAUGGUACUUCUUGCGGCGGCUCCAAAAUGAAUUCCUUUAUAUUAUGCGGUUAUGCAGUUUUGGUACAGGGAGCAGUUAUACUGUAAAAGGAACCAUGAAACCAAGUGAUCCACUGGGAACAGAAGCUGCCUUAUGAUCCACGUAUUAACUCUAUCCCUCAUGAACCCUGUAUUAUUUGUUGUUUUAGAUUAGUAUUAGUGUAGCAUGGCAUUUUUGGCCACCAGUAGUUACAAUGCAAGUAUUUUCACUACAUUAGUAGUUACAAUGCAAGUAUUUUCACUACAUUAGUAGAUAGAAUUCCAGUGGUUUACUACGUUAGUAGUCAAGUGUCACGUUCUGACCUUAGUUCCUUUUUUAUGUCUCUGUGUUAGGUUGGUCAGGGCGUGAGUUGGGGCGGGUAGUCUGUUCUUUUUUCUAUGUUAUAUUUCUAUGUGUUUGGCCUAGUAUGGUUCUCAAUCAGAGGCAGGUGUCGUUUGUUGUAGCCUGUUUUCCACAUUUUGGUGGUGGGUGUUUAAUUUCUGUUUAGUGUCUGUUCACCUGGCAGAACUGUUUCGUUUUCUCUUUGUUGUUAUUUUGUGUAGUGUUAAGUUUUUCAAUUAAAAUAUGAUGAAUACUUA